CUCAAUUACUAGUGUUUAAAAAGGAACCAUAUUAAGGUUUAGGUGAAUUAGCAAGUUAUGCAUCCUCAUGAUCUCUAGAUGAAUUCCUCCAACUCUUGGCGGCCACGAGAGAUGCUGCGGUCUCUGUCGGUGUGCAGACCUCGAGAGCGGGCAUUUUCCGUCAUCUCUUUCGCGCCGGAUCAUCCAGGCUGCGCGGAGGCACAGCACGGGUCACGUCGCCUGUUCCCUCUGACACACAGCGCGGCAGCCGGAGCGAGCGAGAGGCUCCGACCCAGACAAGUUGGAGGAAAAGCUGAACAAUCCCGAGCCUCAGUUACAAUUGUGCGUGGUGGGAAAAACAUGCGCUCACUUCUGCAGAAAGAAGCUCAUCCAUUACACAUUUGUCACUGCACAAUGCAUCCAGUGGACAUCCUUGGCUAAUUGACUAGGCAUCCUGCUGGCACGCUCCUCUUCUCACCUGGCCGUUUGCGCGUGUGAACUUCCGAAGCCAUCGAGCGCGGUGGGAAAGAGAGUUUUUGGUCCAAAGUGAAGCUUUCCCGUGACUUUUUCCUCAUUGAAAGUGCGAUUUGUGUAAUUUAGGACGAAGAGUACAUAUUUAGUGAUUGAGUUUUGGACAUUAAUCAAGACUAGAGAGAGAGGGAGAGAAAAGUUGUGAUUUUCCAACUGAAAUGUGCUCAAAGAUGCUCUGCCGUCGGGUGUGAAUUUCACAAGUGCUGGUGAUCUUUUCUUCCUGGGAAAUUCUCAGUGGAUUAGUAGGAUUUCUGUGAAGGACAUUCUGGAUAUUUAUCACUGAACUGGAUUAUCAGCUCGUUGCGCCAUGAAGGAGAAGAGCAAGAAUGCCGCGAGAUCGAGAAGGGAAAAGGAGAAUGCGGAGUUCAUGGAGUUGGCCAAAUUGCUGCCACUGCCCAGUGCUAUCACAUCACAGCUAGACAAAGCAUCUAUCAUUAGACUAACCACAUCGUACCUGAGAAUGCGACAAGUUUUCCCCGAUGGACUGGGAGAUGCUUGGGGAACACAACACAUGCCUUCAAACCCUAGAGACUUGGCUAUCAAAGAAUUAGGAUCACACUUACUCCAGACACUGGACGGCUUCAUUUUCGUGGUGGCGCCGGAUGGAAAGAUCAUGUACAUAUCGGAAACGGCUUCGGUGCACCUGGGCCUAAGUCAGGUGGAGCUCACGGGGAACUCCAUCUACGAGUACAUCCACACCGCAGACCACGAGGAGAUGGCGAACGUGCUGUCUCUGCAUCCCAACGUAUUCACAGUGCCACCCUUUGGUGUCACCGGCGGCGGUUUCCACCAGCCAGCGCAGCCCCCGGGACCCCAUCUGCCCCCGCCAGGCACCGCAGCGCCCCUCACGCCGCCUAACUCCGUGCACAGCACGCCGCCGACCUCCGCGGCCCAGCCUCCGGCUCCCAACCCGCCCGGCGGCCUGGCCCACCUCCACGGCGUCCCGCUGAACCACCAGGCGCAGUCCUCGCAGACGGUGGAGAUCGAGAGGUCCUUCUUCCUGCGCAUGAAGUGCGUCCUGGCGAAGCGCAAUGCGGGCCUCACGUCGUCUGGGUACAAGGUGAUCCACUGCUCGGGCUAUCUAAAGGCGAGAGUCUUCCAGAUGGACUCGCUGUACGGCGAGGGACACAGUUGCGUGCAGAAUCUCGGACUAGUCGCUGUCGGCCACUCUCUGCCACCGUCAGCAAUCACAGAAAUCAAAUUGCAUCAGAACAUGUUUAUGUUCCGGGCGAGCAUGGAUCUGAAAUUGAUCUUUCUGGAUGCGAGAGUAUCUCAAUUGACGGGCUACGAGCCGCAGGACUUGAUCGAGAAGACGCUCUAUCAGUACAUCCACGCCUCCGACAUCCUUCACAUUAGACACUCGCAUUGCAUUUUGAUGUGGAAAGGCCAGGUGACCACGAAGUAUUACAGAUUCCUCACGAAGGGCGGAGGCUGGACGUGGGUGCAGUCCUACGCGACUGUCGUGCACAACACGCGCUCAUCGCGACCGCACUGCAUCGUGAGCGUGAACUACGUGCUGAGCGACCAGGAGUGCAAGGAUCUGUUGCUGAAUGAGGUGCAGGGACCAGUGCGGAAUGAGCCUGUCCUGACGCCUCAAACGCCUCCUCAGCUUCCGCCAGUGACCACCGCUGUGCCGGCCGUUCAGCACCACCAAGUGCCGACUGCCCAGGUGCCAGCGACGCAUCACCACCACCCACCGCCGCCGCCGCAGCCUAUGAAGGAGAUGACAGGGAACUACCAGGAGUACGAGCACUACCACCCCUAUCUGCACCAGCAGCCAGGCAUCCAAGGAGGCGAGUUCGCGUCGGAGAAUGCAUACUAUGACUCCUUCUUCACCACUUACGACAAUCACGAUCCCAGUGCGGCGCUGAGGCCGUUUUCAGCCAGUUCCAACAGCUGCAGCAGCUCAGAAGGUGAGCAACAGAUGUCGGGCAUGCACAUGAUACAGACACCGCCCAUGACAGCGCAAACACAAACCUCCGGCUACGAUGAGCUGAGCCACCAUCAGCAGCAGUUCAGCAGCAUGCACUGCUUCGGAGCGGCUGCGCCCGGCGGCGCUGGUGCCCUGCACCACCACCACGUGGCGCCACUGUCGCACGAGCCUGUGUUCGCAGACUACAAGGCGACGCCAGGGCCGCAGUACACGAGCGUGAUCGUGGAGCCGCAGAACUACCACAUGCCCAACGAGUACGUCCACUGAGACGCCAUUCGUCGCUGCACCGACGUGAUCUGGAUUUAAUUUAUUGCACAGUGUCUAAACGAUUAUUGGUCCCGGAUUCGACAAAAUCAAUAAAGCGAAUGACAAUAUUUUAAUUGUAAAAAUGUCGUGAGAGUGAAUCACGGUGUGGACAUUUAUGUAAAUAUGCUCCCGGUUUGCGCGCUUCUCACACUUAACAAUCUCCCGUCCUUCCAUCUCAAUUAUGUUGCAUCAAAUGGAGCAUGAAGAGAGUCACAUAGCAAUCAAUUUUAUUGCAAUAACUGAUGCAAGAGGCAGAGGAAUAAUUGCCCAGUUGAGGGGACAGCAGCGCGAGAAGCACCUCAGUGUGUGCGCACUGAUCGAUCUUCAAUCUCUAUUAAAAAUUUAUGGAGAUCGCAACGUUUUCUUUCAUUUUCUUCGCGACGCUUGGAAAUCUCAUUUGCAAGAAAGCCACAAAGAAUGUAUUCAAUUCACAGAGUAUUAACUGCUUAACACUUCUCUAAAGCUA
This is a messenger RNA of Phlebotomus argentipes, 3215 nucleotides long. RefSeq names its product single-minded homolog 2 (gene sim). Bases 818 to 2710 code for a protein of 630 amino acids. Lineage: Eukaryota; Metazoa; Arthropoda; Insecta; Diptera; Psychodidae. The transcript has 7 exons. Gene Ontology annotation, molecular function: RNA polymerase II transcription regulatory region sequence-specific DNA binding; protein dimerization activity; DNA-binding transcription factor activity, RNA polymerase II-specific. Gene Ontology annotation, biological process: regulation of transcription by RNA polymerase II. The record is from RefSeq and is a predicted model, not a curated record.